Messenger RNA from Oxyura jamaicensis (ruddy duck), 3520 nucleotides. It is a transcript of the gene RXFP1, whose product is annotated as relaxin family peptide receptor 1. Gene Ontology annotation, cellular component: membrane. Gene Ontology annotation, biological process: G protein-coupled receptor signaling pathway. The record is from RefSeq and is a predicted model, not a curated record. Lineage: Eukaryota; Metazoa; Chordata; Aves; Anseriformes; Anatidae. Gene Ontology annotation, molecular function: protein binding; G protein-coupled receptor activity. The coding region runs from base 858 to 3158 and encodes 766 amino acids. The transcript is spliced from 21 exons.
UGAAGCGUGUUCUGCAGCCUUCUUACCCAAGGAAGAUAAGAACGGUGAUAAUCCGGAGCUGUGCUCAUGCUUCCUACUUCCUGACGGGGCCCUAGCCUGAGGUGGAGCUAACAAACAUGAAACUGCUGGACAUGACAUGAGAAAUUGCUGGCUGUGAGAGGUGACAUUGAGAGAGCCAGCAGAGGAAGGUCUCUGCCUCCAGAAGCAAAUGCCAGUAAUCCCAGCUCAGCUGUGACUGUGCUGAUAAGAAGGUCUGGAGAAGGAAGUGAGAAGUUACGAGAUGCUACUGCAGAGGUCCCUGUGUAGUUAGUCUGGCCUAUUAGGUCAGCUGUCCCGUGCUCUUCAGGUUUUGCCAGGUUAAAAUAUUCCAAAACCACACAAAUUCCAAUCUUAAAUGGAGGUGACUAAAUCAGAAGCAGAAGGCCACAAAGGAAGCUGUAAUAGAAAAACCAUUCUCUGGAACUCUUUUCUAGAGCAUCAGUUCUGUCUCAUCCUGCAGUAAAGAGCAGCAGCUUUCCCUGGGGUGGACCUGUGUCCAUGCACACAGCCCAGCCCUCGCCUGCCACCGGACAGAGCAGACCACGGCACGUAAAGAAGAGCCCGAGGAGCUGGGGUGCCCCCUGAAACUUUCUCCCCGAUCUCUGCUACGGGGUGUGUGUCUGUGUGCCAGGGAGGGGGGAGAGAAGGAGACCUAGUGCAAAGGAGAGCAAGCGAAGAAGCCAGGAGAGAGAAGGAAGCUUGCUUCAUGCACUGCUGAAGACUGUCAGAGGCAGAACGCACCAGCAGCUCACUGGCUGGGGUGCAAUUUAAGGGACGCCGUUUAUUGACUUGAUUCAUUAAACUGCUGAAGGACAGAUAUGACAUCUGACUGCUGCUUCUAUAUAUUCUUGCUUAUUGGAACAAAGGUCAUCCGUGACUCUUUGGAAGAUAACGUUUCUGGAGGCGGUGUCACCUGCCCCCUGGGCUAUUUUCCAUGUGGCAAUAUCACCAAGUGCUUGCCCCAACAACUUCACUGUAAUGGUGAGGAUGACUGUGGGAAUCACGCUGAUGAAGACAACUGUGAAGACAACAAUGGAUGGUCUCUACAAUUUGACAAGCAUUAUGCAAAGGACAAGUACAAUAAAAUGAAAUCUCUGUAUGCAUUUCAGACCAAGACACCUGAGUGUUUGGCUGGUGCUGUGCCAACAGAAUGUGUGUGCCAAGGGCUGGAGAUCUUCUGCGAUGCUGUCAAACUUCGUGCUGUCCCUUCGGUCUCUUCAAACAUAACUAUGAUGUCUCUUCAGAGAAAUCUGCUAAGGAAACUUUCUGCUGACGUUUUCAAGAAAUACCAAGACCUUAAAAAUCUGUAUCUUCAGAAUAAUAAAAUCAGAGCUGUAUCCAAACAUGCUUUCAAAGGUUUAUACAACUUGACAAAACUAUACCUGAGUAACAACAAGUUAACCAAUUUGAAGCCUGGUGUCUUUGAAGAUCUCCAUAAACUUGAAUGGCUGAUAAUUGAAAAUAAUAGAAUAAAUCGGAUCUCUCCAUUAACAUUUUACGGACUCAAAUCACUUAUUCUCCUAGAAAUGAUGAAUAAUUCUCUUGCUCGUUUACCUGACAAACCUCUGUGCCAAUAUAUGCCAAGACUAAACUGGCUAGACCUUGAAGGCAACCAUAUCCAUCAUUUAAGAAAUACCACUUUUUUCUCCUGCAACACUCUAACUGUACUGGUGAUGAGGCGAAAUAAAAUCAGCUCUUUAAAUGAAAACAGUUUUUCUUCUCUCCAGAUGUUAGACGAAUUAGACUUGGCUAGCAACAAGAUUGAAUCACUUCCUCCAUAUAUAUUUAAGGAUCUAAAGGAGCUUUCACAACUGAACCUUUCUUAUAACCCUAUCAAGAAAAUUCAAAUAGACCAGUUUGAUUUUCUAAUUAAACUCAAAUCCCUCAGCUUGGAGGGCAUUGAUAUUGCAAACAUCCAGAGAAGAAUGUUCAGACCCCUUAGAAACCUCUCCCACAUAUAUUUUAAGAAAUUCCAGUACUGUGGAUAUGCCCCUCAUGUGCGCAGCUGUAAGCCUAAUACCGAUGGGAUUUCAUCCCUUGAGAAUCUCUUAGCUAGCAUUAUACAGAGAGUGUUUGUCUGGGUUGUAUCUGCCAUCACUUGCUUUGGAAAUAUUUUUGUUAUCUGUAUGAGGCCUUACAUCAGAUCGGAAAAUAAGCUCCACGCCAUCUCAAUAAUGUCUCUCUGCUGUGCUGACUGUCUGAUGGGAAUAUAUUUAUUUGUGAUUGGAGCUUUUGAUCUUAAAUAUCGUGGAGAAUACAACAAGCACGCUCAGUUGUGGAUGGACAGUAUUCAUUGUCAAUUGGUGGGAUCGCUGGCUAUUCUGUCUACAGAGGUGUCAGUAUUAUUAUUGACUUACCUGACUUUGGAAAAAUACAUCUGCAUAGUUUAUCCUUUUAGGUGUUUGAAGCCCAGAAAAUGCAGGACAAUUUCCAUUUUAGUUCUCAUCUGGAUAAUUGGGUUUGCUGUUGCUUUUAUUCCACUGAGCAAUAAGGAAUUUUUCAGGAACUACUAUGGCACCAAUGGCGUCUGUUUUCCUCUUCACUCAGAGCAAUCAGAAAGUACAGGAAGUCAGAUUUAUUCUGUUGUCAUUUUUUUAGGUGUAAACUUGGCUGCUUUUAUUAUCAUUGUGUUUUCCUAUGGAAGUAUGUUCUACAGUGUUCACCAAACAGCUAUUAUGGCUACUGAAAUUCGGAAUCAUAUCAAAAAAGAGAUGACCCUUGCCAAACGUUUUUUCUUCAUUGUAUUUACUGAUGCACUAUGUUGGAUACCCAUUUUUAUUUUGAAACUCCUUUCUUUACUUCAGGUAGAAAUACCAGGUACCAUAACGUCUUGGGUGGUGAUUUUUAUCUUGCCAAUAAAUAGCGCUUUGAAUCCUCUUCUCUACACUUUGACUACCCGACCUUUCAAGGAAAUGAUUCACCAGGUUUGGUAUAACUACAGACAGAGAAGAUCCAAGAGAGGCAAAGGCAGUCAGAAAACAUACGGCCCGUCAUUCAUUUGGGUAGAGAUGUGGCCAGUGCACGAAAUCACACCAAAGCUAACAAAGCCUGUGCUUUGUACGGACUCCUCUGAUGCAUCUGUGACUACACAGUCAACAAGACUAAAUCUGUACAUGUAAAUACGUUUUGAAUCUUUACGGUGACAUCUGCACUGUUAGCUUCACAUCUGUGGACUUGCUGCUUUACAAUGAUGAGUCAAAAUGAGGGAGGUAUGAUGGCUGGACUCCAUGCACCGGAACACACACCAGGAAGAAGUGAGAGCACUGUGGCUGCUUGCAGGUAGAACCAAUAAAAAUAAAAUUAUUUUCAUCUUGCAACAGUUCCUGACAUUUUGACAGCUCAUCCUGGUUCAGUAUCAAUCUCUUUUUUUUCCCUCCAACAAGACAGAGGUGUGGAAAAAAGCAUGAACUAUCAUUUAAAACAUCUCAUACUGAAAUCAAAAUAUUUCAAAACCAUCUAUCUUUGGAAAAAAAAAAAAAAA